Molecule: messenger RNA, 237 nt
Organism: Neurospora hispaniola
Lineage: Eukaryota; Fungi; Ascomycota; Sordariomycetes; Sordariales; Sordariaceae
Exons: 1
Coding region: 1-237 (78 amino acids)
Source: RefSeq, a predicted model, not a curated record
AUGACUGAGUGGUGUUGUUUAUUGAGUAUAGACUGGGAAGAUUCGAAAAGGAGCGAAAACUCGCAAGAAGAGCAAAUAAGGUCGCAAACUAGUCUGCAUAUACAUCUUGUAAGAAACAGAUUGGUCUCCGACAAAGAGGCCUCGUGUCAGGAGUGGUGGGAUGAAUGGGGAUGGCGAGUAGCUGCCUGCUCACGGACUUGCGGUGCCACAUGCGUUGUUGAUGGAGGUAUCACCUGA